This is a messenger RNA of Thrips palmi, 1717 nucleotides long. RefSeq lists its product as uncharacterized. The transcript has a single exon. The record is from RefSeq and is a predicted model, not a curated record. The coding region runs from base 38 to 211 and encodes 57 amino acids. NCBI's taxonomy places the organism in Eukaryota, Metazoa, Arthropoda, Insecta, Thysanoptera, Thripidae.
ACAUUUCACUCUCCUUUUUUGUGAGAAAAAAGUAAAAAUGGUUUUCCACGUGUUUUAUCCAGCUUUAGCCAUCUUGGUUCUCUUCAUGGCAGUAUUGAUAAUGUUGAUGUUACGUUUUGGGUCAAAGUGGUGCAAACUACGCCACACUGCUAAGCCUCCAGAAUAUGAUUGGGAAGACAAAACUUAUGAGCAAAAGGUAUCUUACGCCUGACAUUCGGACCAGUCUGCUAGAGGGAGUACUAGCAGACUGGCUGACAUCGAGGCUCAAUAACUUUUGCCUUAAUUACUUUUGUGGAAAAGUUAUAGCCCAUCAAUCUAGUUGUAGGAACCACACUUGGUCUGUAAUUAAGAUGCCACUACACCAAUCAUAAUCAUCUAGAGCUGCUUCAAUUUUCACAUCUGUGCCUUAUACAUUUUUUUCAUUAACUGUAAACAUAUUGCUGUUCAGGAAGGGAGUGCGCUUCAAAGUUCUAGUUCUAGGACUGCAGUCCUUUUUUUUAAAUUCUCUUUAAUAAAAAAUGGGAUGCUUGUUAGUUUUGCAGUUUUAUAUGCAUGUAAUGUAUAGUUUUAUCUAGCAACAUAUAUUCUGAUGGAAGAAUGUUUCUUUCGAGUUUGUGAGAUUGCCUCUGAUAUUUUGAGGCAAAAUUAAGUAUGUGAAUGUGUUCAAUUUUAACUUUUGUUAAUACUACUUUACUGAACUGUUUCUGUAUUAGAAUUGUUACCAUUAUUCCGUCCUGGGCUACUAAGAAAGUGUAGACACUUAUCUACUUAAUACUGUACCCUUUACUCCUUUUCUGUAAAAGAUAGUACUUACGGUAUGUUUUAUUGUACUCUAUUUUGAUACUGUAUUUGUACCCUUGAUGCUGCUCAUCUUAAGAUUUUUCACCCUUGACUCCCUUGACUUGCAUUUCAUUCUGUUUCAUAUUUAGAACAUUGUUUCUUUUAAGAUCUCAUUGGGCUCCUUUUGUUUAAGGCCAUAAUGAUACUGCUAUGGGUAGCAUUACCUUGAGGCAUGUGACCAAUGCUCUUUCACUUCAUACCCUUUUAUUUGUGUGCAUAGGUUUGCCAUAUAUUUUAUGUAAAUACAUGCACAUUUUUUAAUGUGAAGAAUUGUACUGAAAGGUUAAUUGUGUCGAGCUAUUUAAGAGUGCUGGUAUCAUAUUAACAUAAUGUUUACCUUAGGUAAUAUUUGUCGUUCAGCUUUUGCUUUUUUUCUCUUUGUUUGGUUUUUUAUAAACAAAUAUUUUUUACAAACUUAAUCAUACUUUGUCACCCAUAAAUUUAGGCACCAAGAUUUGUGGUGGCACCAGUAUUGAUAGGGUAAUGAUGGGCAUGUUCCAUUGAAUGAAUUUAUAUCUAACCAUUAAGUUUUCAAAUUAUGUUUUAGCCUAGAAUCUCAUUUUCCGUCCUUUGACAAAUAUAAAUUUUAAUUAGAUUAGAGAGCAUAUUUUGACUGUUGUCAAUACUUUCUCAUGAUAGAGAAGUUUGGACAUCUUCCAUUGUCGUGUAUGACUAAAACCCUGGAUUCAUGAUUUUUUGAACAAUUCUUGAUAGACUGAAAAAGUGCCUUCAUUUGAUUACUCAUAAAAAUUUGGGCACAGAUUUCUGACACAUUUUGUAUCUCAGAGUUUUGUAAACCAUCCCCAGAAUCUUUCAUAUCAAUUUGACACAGUAAUUUUUAUGUAAUAAAAAGAAAUGGCAAAUUUUUAGAAAAAUA